Molecule: messenger RNA, 1807 nt
Organism: Drosophila subobscura
Lineage: Eukaryota; Metazoa; Arthropoda; Insecta; Diptera; Drosophilidae
Gene: Nplp1
Product: neuropeptide-like 1
Exons: 5
Coding region: 270-1733 (487 amino acids)
Source: RefSeq, a predicted model, not a curated record
ACGACUCUGUUGCGAACGUGUCUACAAAGAAGCUGAGUUACUGAAAAGCCACGCGUCUUCCGUUAUUGUUUUUACCAGUUUGAAUACAUUUUCUGAGGUACUGAGUGCUGUGUACCUUUAUAUUCAAGUGAUUCGUAGUUCGAUUCGUUGGUGAGUCUGUGUGCCAUCUCUGUGGUCGUUCGCGUCGCGUGCGGUCUCUUUGAUAGAAGGCAGGAAAACCAAUUAACAGAGACUUAACAGUUGACUCUUUUCGGAGGAGGCCAUAAACAAUGCAGGCGGUGCACAGAACUGCACACAGCAGCAAAUGGCUGAUGCUGUUGCUCUCAAUGCUGCUCAAUGCCGCUUUUCAGCCACGCUCGUUUGUCGUGAGUGCCACUGAUGAUGUUGCAAACGUUUCGCCCUGCGAGGUGGAGUCCAUAAUAAAUCAAUUGAUGAACCCCAGUACCGAGUAUCAGCUACACGCCUCCGCCUUACGUAAUCAGCUGAAGAACUUGCUACGUGAGCGUCAGCUGGCCGUGGGAGAGGAGCAACCCCUAGGUGAGUACUCGGACUACAUGGAGGAGGACAAGCGUUCAGUUGCUGCCUUGGCUGCGCAAGGUCUUUUGAAUGCCCCCAAGAGAAGCCUGGCCACCUUGGCCAAGAACGGACAGUUGCCCACGGCGGAGCCUGGCGAGGAUUAUGGUGAUUCUGAUUCUGGUGAGCCAAGCGAGCAGAAGCGUUAUAUUGGUACCUUGGCCAGGGCUGGUGGAUUGAUGACCUACGGCAAGCGAAAUGUCGGUACCCUGGCUCGCGACUUUCAGCUCCCCAUGCCUAAUGGUAAGCGCAACCUGGCUACCAUGGCGCGCCUUCAGAGUGCUCCAAGUACUCACAGGGAGCAGCCCAAGCGAAAUGUGGCUGCAGUGGCUCGCUAUAACUCGCAGCAGCAUCACAAUCAACGCGCUGGGGCUGAGAAGCGGAACUUGGGUGCUCUUAAGUCAUCGCCGGUGCAUGGUGUGCAACAGAAACGCGAGGACGAGGAGAUGCUACUGCCCGCUGCAGCCCCCGAAUAUGCAGAUCCCAUGCAAAGUUAUUGGUGGUAUCCAAGUUAUGCUGGGUACGCUGAUCUCGAUUGGAACGAUUAUCGUCGGGCCGAGAAACGUUUCCUAGACACUUCCAAGGAUCCCGAGCUGUUCGGCAUUGAGCAUGGCAAUGUCGCUGUUGCAGCUGCAGAUGCGGAGGAGCCGGACACACAGCCAGGGAAUGAGCAAUUGACAUCGCCAAACAAGCGACACAUUGGCGCCGUGUACCGCUCGGGCUUUUUGCCUAGCUACCGAUACCUUCGCAGUCCCAUUGGAGGCGGUGGUGGGCGCUUUAGUCGAUCAGGACGUGACGCAAGGCAAUUUGUCGCGUACUACCCCCAACACGAGCGACUGCGUCAACCCAUCGCAGCCGUUUGUAAGCGCUGUUUCCUACCCAACCAACCGACGAUGAACUGGAGCGGUGCUGGCAUACGCGGUCGUUUGUCUAAAAUAUAUGAGGAUACCGAGGGCGAGUCUCCCAGAGCCUUUUCUGCCCACAUGCGAAGCAUCUCAAGCAACUCGCUGCCCACGGGAUCAGCGAGGAGCCCUAAGCUUCCACUUUCUCGCUCUGGUGCUCCUGUGUAUCCUCCCUUCCACUCCUGGGGCACUCCGCCGCGUAUUACAGCACUGCAUCGACGCGAAUUUCGACGCAACAUGGACAAUUACGAAUACUAAAUAUCGACAAUAUACUCUAUAUACAAAUUAUGAUAUAUCAAUUACAAUAAUACUAUUAAUGGAACUUUAAACUC